AUGCAUAAUUUUCUUCACUUCCAUUCUACCCAAAGUUUUGAUGAUGAUGAUAAUGAUGAUGAUGAUGAGGAGGAGGAGGAGGAAGAGAAGGUUAUACCGUUACCACCGAUGUCUAUGAUUUUAGGCACUAAUCAAUUGGAUAAUUAUUGGCAUAGAGUUUUACUUGGUAUAAUUGAAAUUCAAGUUGAUGCAGUAGUUGUAAAUGAAAAUGAUUUUGGUUCACGUUUAUUGGUCCCUAUAAUAUGUGCUACAAUCUUAUUGAUUGCAUUAAUCUGUACCUUCAUUAUAUGUUGUUAUUCACAAAGAAAACGUCGUCAACUCCUUAUGAAAUAUGCAACAACAACAAUAGCGCCUAAUAAUGAACCAUCAUCAGAUUUAAUUCAAAAUUUAUGA
Messenger RNA from Schistosoma rodhaini, 393 nucleotides. The record is from the annotation of a GenBank genome assembly. NCBI's taxonomy places the organism in Eukaryota, Metazoa, Platyhelminthes, Trematoda, Strigeidida, Schistosomatidae.